AUGGUACAUGCUUUCAUCAGACGAAAAUGUGGCAGAAGGAAAUGUUCAGUUCAUAACUGUUACCUGACCAUCGCACACGCCACGCCGAACAAACCUCCAACCAGACUGAACCUCCUCACCUGUCAGGUCAAACCCAGCGUCGAGGACAAAAAGUGCUUCGACCUCAUCUCCCACAAUCGGACGUAUCAUUUCCUGGCUGAGGACGAAGCGGAAUGUGUGGCGUGGAUCUCGGUGCUCAGUAACAGUAAACAGGAGGCUCUGAGUGCAGCUCUGGACGGGGGGAAGAGACCAGGAGGAGGUGGGGAGAACAGUGUGGAGGAUCUGACUCGAGCCAUCACUGAUGACAUCAGACGGAUGCCAGGAAACAGCAGCUGCUGCGACUGCGGAGCUCCAGAACCCGGGUGGCUCUCGACCAACCUGGGAAUCCUGACCUGCAUCGAGUGUUCGGGGGUCCACAGGGAGAUGGGGGUCCACGUGUCCAGGAUCCAGUCUCUGAGUCUGGACAGUCUGGGGACGUCGGACCUGCUGUUGGCGAGGAACGUUGGAAACUCUGGCUUUAAUGAAAUCCUGGAGGCCAACCUGCUGAGUCCAUCUCUGAAACCCUCCCAACACAGUCACAUGUUGGAGCGUAAAGACUUCAUCCUGUCCAAGUAUCAGAACGUUCAGUUUGUGAGACGCAGCCACAGCUCCAACACGGCGCUACGACUCGGCCUGCAGGAGGCGACGAAGAGCUGUGACAUCUACAGUCUGAUCCAGCUGUACGCUCAGAGGGCGGAGCUUAGCCAGGCAUUGCACACUCACAUACAGGACAAAGGGGAGACGGCGCUCCAUCUGGCCGUCCUAUUGGCUGACCGGACGUCUCUGCACAUCCUGGACUUCCUGGCUCAGAACUGCUCUAACGUGGACAGCCAGACGUCUUCAGGAAACACAGCGCUGCAUUACAGCUGUUUGCACAACAAGAUCGACUGCGUGAAACUCCUGCUGAGAGCCAGAGCCAACACACACAUCAAGAAUGAAUUGGGUGAGACUGCACUGGACAUGAGCCGCAGGUUGAAGCACAGCCACUGUGAGGCGCUGCUGCAGCAGGCCCAGUCCAACCAGUUUGACCAUCACGUCCAUGUUGAGUACGAGUGGAGGCUUCGACACGACGACGUCUACGACAGCGAUGAUGACUUUGAUGAAAAGAAUGGUCCGGUGAAGAAGGAGCGCUCCUCCUCCUCCUCCUCUUCCUUCUCGUCCUCCUUCUCGUUCUCGUCGCGGCCCGUCAUCGCUCCAAAUGUGGCGGCCGGCGGUCUGCUCAGCGUGGGCCGGAGGCUCGCCAUGGCCAUGGAGCUCCAUGGACGGACCGCAGGCUCCGCCCCCAGCCCCCCUCCGCCGCCGCCCUCCUCCCCUGCACCCCCUUUACCCCCCAGGGUCAAAGCGCCCGGCGUCCCCCCUCCCCCUCCUCCAGCUGCAGAAGAAGACGAUGAAGAGGGGGAGGUCUUCUUCACUUCACCAGGAAACAAGAGGUCGACUCCGCCCCCUCCCAUCGCCGUCCGACACAAGAGGAGCUGCUCCGAGUCCAACAAACACGAUCCUGUGUUACCGACCAGUCCGAGGAUCUACAGCGGAGCAGAGUCGUCCUUCAAGAAGUGUGUUCCGUCGUCUCCUCUGGGCUCAGUGAAUGAACGUCCGGACAGAGGUUUUCGACGCGCCGACAGUGAUAAUAGCUCCUCCCACUUCUCACAUUCCUCCAACAAAGCUCCAUCCAAUGGCUCGCCCACCAGUCAGCGUUCACAGAGCUUCGACUGCAACAGCAGAGGCCCCGCCCCCCAGCCGCUUCCUCGCAGAUCAUUGCCUCGCGGUUCGUCGUCGGCGUCUCGUCGGGUUCAGGCGCUCUACGACUGUCAGGCCGAUCACUACGACGAGCUGAGCUUCACCGAGGGUCAGGUUCUGGUUGUUCUGGGACAGGAUGACAGCGACUGGUGGCACGGUUACAUCGAGGACGAGCCGGACCAGAGGGGUUUGUUCCCGUCUUCCUUCGUCCAGCUGCUGUCAGACUGACGUGGACCUGCAUGGACCCAGACCACCUGGAACCAGAACCGGUCCUGGAUCAGAACCAAAACCCGACUCCUCUUCUGUCAAAACUCCACCGCUUGGAUACGAAACACCACAUGGAGAUGGUUUGUUGUCAUAGCAACUGGCUCCAUCACCAUGGCGACCUUACAGAUGACCCCCUCGGGUUGCGGCCACUGUUGCUAUGGAAACGGCCUCAGUGUGCAUUUGAAUAUUUACAAACUUACCAGGUGACGACAUUUCAAAAUAAAACCCCGGACCUCUAUUUUGAAAGGUCACCUGUAAAACUUUAAUUUAUUCAACCUAUUAUUUAUUUAUUUCUGAUUGAACAACCUGAGCACAAAGGAUUCUGGGAUACUAAGCACAGCCGUCAUCUUCUGUAACUUCCGGCCAGUCUAGAAUCAACCAAUGACGCUCACUGCCUUGUCGACCUGCUUGGAUGUGAUUGGUCUGCAGACUUUAAAGGAGGCGGAGCCUGAAACCAGACUGAGUUGACGCCUCUUGCUGCCUUCAACAACUUCAACAUAUCAUAUCAACUCGGUGAGGAAAACCAGCAGCGUGUUACUGCAGCAAAAUAAUGAUAAAUAACAUGAGAAAAGGUGUAAUGAAACUAAAUAAUGUGCAUCAUACAAUCUGCAAUUAAUUCCAACAUAAAACAAAAAUGUAAAUCUGAGGUGAGUCUGAUACCAGU
This is a messenger RNA of Sphaeramia orbicularis (orbiculate cardinalfish), 2746 nucleotides long. RefSeq names its product arf-GAP with SH3 domain, ANK repeat and PH domain-containing protein 2-like. Lineage: Eukaryota; Metazoa; Chordata; Actinopteri; Kurtiformes; Apogonidae. Bases 1 to 2043 code for a protein of 680 amino acids. Gene Ontology annotation, molecular function: GTPase activator activity; protein binding. The transcript is spliced from 19 exons. The record is from RefSeq and is a predicted model, not a curated record. Gene Ontology annotation, biological process: positive regulation of GTPase activity.